This is a messenger RNA of Acaulospora colombiana, 573 nucleotides long. Lineage: Eukaryota; Fungi; Glomeromycota; Glomeromycetes; Diversisporales; Acaulosporaceae. The record is from the annotation of a GenBank genome assembly.
UGCCGUGCAAUGAAUCGAUCGUUGACAAACGUUCUCUUUGGAGGAAUCGCUGCACCAGCAGAAGCAACCAAGAAGAUGGAAGGAGUCGCCACCAAGAUAUCCGUCGAGGAGACUGUUGAUGCUUUGUUGGAGGCCGAGACUGUGAUCAUCACACCAGGUUACGGUCUUGCUGUUGCCAAAGCUCAAUAUGCAAUUGCAGACAUUGUGAAGGCUCUCGUUGCAAAAGGCGUCAAACACCCAGUCGCUGGACGUAUGCCCGGACAGAUCAACGUUCUCUUGGCUGAAGCUGUUGUGCUCGAAAUGGAGGAGAUCAACGAGGAUUUCACCGAUACCGAUGUCACUUUGAUCAUUGGCGCCAAUGAUACUGUCAAUCCCUCUAGUCUCGAACCCAACUCGCCUAUCGCUGGCAUGCCAGUGCUUCAUGUUUGGAAGUCAAAGAAUGUCAUCGUAAUGAAACGUUCGUUGGCCGGAGUUCCUAACCCGCUCUUCUACAUGAAGAACACGAAGAUGUUGCUAGGUGAUGCAAGGGAUAUGUGCGAGGCAUUGAAGCAAGGCAUUGAAGCACGCAAGUAG